AUGGCUUCCGAAUCAGGGACCUCGAGCGAACCAGCAGCCACUCAAUUUCGACUGUCACUCGCCUCCGGGGCUGAGGUUCACCACUUGGCUCUGGAACUCAUGACCAAGCAACAGUCCCUGCUAACAUCGCAAGAGGAAUGCGCUGACCUGAAGUCACUACUGGCCACCGAAAGGGAGCUCACCAAUAACCAAGACGCCAGUGUGACGAGCCUGCAGGAGCAACUCAGAGCUCUCUUAUCCACCAACGAAGCCCUGCAGGCGAAGGUCAGCGCCCAAUCCCUGGAGCUGCAAAAGGCGGCACAAGUUCCGGCACCCGUCAAGGCACCCGUCGACACACCUGUGGAGGCACCUGUCAAGACGGUCGCGACCCGGCCAGCCAAAUACGAUGAGGUGCGUCCCGACAACCACCACACGGCCCUGCUCAAGCGCCAACUCAAGAGAGCACGCCGUCAUAGACGCACCCUCAUCGCCGGCAACGCGAAGUGCCACGAACAAUUGUCCGCCCAGGAGAGCGCCAUCGAAGAAGCUGGCAUGGCCCUAGCGGCCCAGCUGGAAGCUGUCAGCCAACUUACAGCUCGCAAUGAGGCCCAACUUCGAUCGCUUGCCGCGAUGGAGAUGGAAAACAACGAACGGGACGCCGAAGUCGCCGACUUCGAGAAACAGCACGAUGCAUUCGUGGCUGACCUCAAGCGGCGGCUCUCGGAUCAGACCGCCGUUGUUGAAAAUCUCUGGUCGCAGGCGCGAGAGAAGGACGCCACCAUUGCCGAGCUGCAAGGGAAACUGAACAGCCAAGGUUCGGGUAGCCAGAAACCGGACCAUGCCAGCAAGGACAGAGACAUGGACUGUGAACUCAUGGUGGUAGAGUCCAUGUAUGACGCUCUCAUUGCAGAAAAGGACCAGGAGAUCAAAGACCUGGCAGACGAAAAGGAGUCGCUCCGGAAGAGACUCGAACAGCGCGCCAAAGAGUUCGAUCUCCAAAGAGCAGAGUUUCUCAAGCAGGCCAACACAAUUGAGAAACUCCGUCGCCGGCUCAGGCCUCGAGAAGGACAGCAACAGCCAUCUCGAGAAGGACAAUCAUCCAGAGAAGGACAACCGUCCCGAGACCAGCCCGAGUCCUCUCGGGCUACUCGAUCUUCCCGACCUUCUCGACCUUCUCGAGCCAGCCGCGACGCUCCUCUCCGCCAACGGUCCAAUGGAGAGGACCAAAGAGAACGAUAA
Microsporum canis CBS 113480 is the source of this 1218-nucleotide messenger RNA. RefSeq lists its product as uncharacterized. The record is from RefSeq and is a predicted model, not a curated record. The coding region runs from base 1 to 1218 and encodes 405 amino acids. NCBI's taxonomy places the organism in Eukaryota, Fungi, Ascomycota, Eurotiomycetes, Onygenales, Arthrodermataceae. The transcript has a single exon.